AUGGUCGCAGAUCUAGAAGAGUCGAGGUUACCGCUGCAAGACAAUAACUCUGUUGGUGCCUCUCUCGUGGAUUUCUCGCAGAGCGAUCUCUGCGUGGAUUGA
Messenger RNA from Sclerotinia sclerotiorum 1980 UF-70, 102 nucleotides. RefSeq lists its product with no specific name. The record is from RefSeq and is a predicted model, not a curated record. Bases 1 to 102 code for a protein of 33 amino acids. NCBI's taxonomy places the organism in Eukaryota, Fungi, Ascomycota, Leotiomycetes, Helotiales, Sclerotiniaceae. The transcript has a single exon.